AUGGGCAACAGUUUCGGUUUCCUCAGAGGCGAAAGUGGAAGCGGAUUUCAGUUCAACGUAGUGGAGGCUUGCAAGGCUGAGGAUGUGGACCUCGCUCAGGCUUGUAGCCUGACGUUUGGUGCGGAUCAUGACCUAGUCUCGAUUGGCAAUGUUACGAGGGGAAGAAUGGUGCCGCAGCCUGGUAUCGCUGGCAUUGGAACAAGGCUAAUCAUCGAUGUAAACAGUCAGUUCGGCAGUGCCUUCGCAAGCUUCAGAGACAAACCCAACAACAAGACUCCCGAGAACCCGAACGCGGAUCCGACAUGGAAAGAUAGAGUGCGUGCAGCUGGCCGGACUUUCGUCUUGGGUGUUGCAGACACUCAAACCAUCUUCGUCGGAGCUUUCCUUCUCGGGUUUGCUGGUCGGAGCAAGUGCAAGCUGACAAGUUACCACUUUACAGUCGCCGUCAGUCAGAUGAUGAUCGCUCUGUCUGUUCUCACCUUCUCCAUCGCACUGGUGCGGACCUAUUGGCGAAAUCCCCUUGCAGCCGCUUUUCGAUUAAUACUUUCCGUCGGAGCCUUCAUCGGUGUCGGAUUGACGAUCUUCAGGGAAGCCAAUUAUGCUCCGUAUGACGCGCUCAAGCACUCGAGCCGAGACAGCGCCAUAUUACUCCCAGUAGCAUGCAUGCUGGAGAUGGACCUGCGAUCAGCGGCAGAAGAGCAAGCGCGUCAGAACCAAGCCGACCUCGGUUUCGGAAACGCAACAGCCUGGCCACCUGAAAGAUUCAUGUACAUCGUCCUCGGCAUCGCUUUCAUCGCUGCGCACAUCUCAGUCCCCAUCCGCUUCGCCGAAUCCAGAGACCGCGCGCCAAAAGUCUGGACGGAUAAGCGUGCAUUCGUUACCUUGAUCUACUGGAUCUUGGUGUUGCUCACACCCAUCGUAACGUCGAUGUUCUGCUGGUUCCGCGUGUACACGAUGCGCGAGUGGAUAGCUGGUUCGGGUUGGAUGGAGGAUCCGAAUACGGAAAUGAUAGUGUGGGAUUCGAGACAGUUGAUUGCUAUGGGCGUGCUUAUUACGGUUAUCAUGAAUGUGCUUACUGAGGCGAUGGAGAGGGAGAAGAAACACGCGAAGAAGAGGAGUGACGGAAUGGAUGGAGAGGCGGGAGUGGAGUUGCUGCCGACUGCGUAUCGUGGGUAUGAGUAUUAG
Molecule: messenger RNA, 1185 nt
Organism: Alternaria hordeiaustralica
Lineage: Eukaryota; Fungi; Ascomycota; Dothideomycetes; Pleosporales; Pleosporaceae
Exons: 2
Coding region: 1-1185 (394 amino acids)
Source: RefSeq, a predicted model, not a curated record